This is a messenger RNA of Erythranthe guttata (spotted monkey flower), 1616 nucleotides long. RefSeq names its product Pectin lyase-like superfamily protein. Gene Ontology annotation, molecular function: pectate lyase activity. Lineage: Eukaryota; Viridiplantae; Streptophyta; Magnoliopsida; Lamiales; Phrymaceae. The record is from RefSeq and is a predicted model, not a curated record.
CUCCACUGAACAUAGAGCCCAUCAAAAUGUUCAAACCUCGAAAUAUCUGCUAAAAUAUAUAACCAUUCUGAGAGAAUUAUUCACACACACACACACACACACACACACACACACACACACACAGUAGUGUAGAAUGGAGAUUCUGGGCAGCUGCAUUACUGUGUUUUUAUUAUCUCUUCAGCUGGUUUCGUCCAUGAAUAACCUGACCGUUCUGCCCGGUCAGCACCCAAACCCUGAAGCUGUUGCUCAACAUGUUCACAGAAUAGUGAACACAUCACUCUCAAGAAGAGAAAUGCUAUCCUACACCACACACGAGGACUCCUCAAACUGCGUCACCGGCAACCCGAUAGACGACUGCUGGCGGUGCGACCCCAACUGGCGUCUCAACCGCCAGCGCCUAGCCGACUGCGCCAUCGGCUUCGGCCGCAACGCACUCGGCGGCAAAAACGGCCGUUACUACGUAGUGACCGACUCGUCCGACCGGGACGCGGUCAACCCAACCCCCGGCACCCUCCGCUACGCGGUCAUCCAAACCGAGCCCCUAUGGAUAGUCUUCCCCACCAACAUGCUAAUCCACCUCUCCCAAGAGCUCAUCUUCAACUCCUACAAAACCCUAGACGGCCGUGGGGCCAACGUCCACAUCACGGGGGGAGGUUGCCUAACCCUACAAUACGUCUCCAAUAUUAUAAUCCACAAUAUCCACAUCCACCAUUGCUACCAGUCGGGGGAGACUAACGUGCGGUCGAGCCCCACACACUACGGGUGGAGGACCAAAUCCGACGGUGACGGAAUCUCGAUCUUCGGCGCGCGCGAUAUUUGGAUCGACCACUGCGCGCUGUCGCACUGCAAGGAUGGAUUGAUAGAUGCUGUGAUGGGGUCCACGGCUAUCACGGUUUCCAAUAACCAUUUCUCGCAUCACAAUGAGGUCAUGUUGUUGGGGCACAGUGACGAUUACUUGCCCGAUUCGGGUAUGCAAGUGACGAUUGCUUUCAAUAUCUUCGGUCAUAAGCUUAUACAGAGGAUGCCGAGGUGUAGGAGAGGGUAUAUCCAUGUGGUGAAUAAUGAUUUCACGAGGUGGGAGAUGUAUGCGAUUGGUGGGAGUGGGAAUCCCACCAUUAAUAGCCAGGGGAAUCGGUAUAUCGCGCCCUUCGAUCGCAAUGCCAAGGAGGUGACGAAGCGUGUGGGGUCGUCGGAGGGGAAUUGGAGGGAUUGGAACUGGAGAAGUGAAGGGGAUGUAUUGGUGAAUGGAGCCUACUUUGUUGCCUCUGGAGAAGGUGUGGAGGUCAAGUAUGAAAAGGCUUACAGUACAGAGCCUAAAUCGGCUGCGUAUAUUGACCAACUUACCCUCAACGCCGGUGUCCUUGUCAGCAGGGGCAACAAUCUGGGAAAGUGGACAUCAGAAUCUGGUGGUGAUUUGGAUGAAAAUUCAGACAUGUUCGAGGAUUACGAUGAAUAUUCAGGCAGCCACAGGCUUCACUCUAAUCACUCCAUUCUCCAAACUUUUAUCACAACCUUGAUAAUCUUUUUGCUGCUUACUUUGCACCACAAUUUGAGUGUUCAAAUGUAAAAUGGAUGGGGGUAUAUGCUUACCUUAUUGCAAUUCACUAGUCAAUUUA